Messenger RNA from Manis pentadactyla (Chinese pangolin), 681 nucleotides. It is a transcript of the gene S100A5, whose product is annotated as S100 calcium binding protein A5. Gene Ontology annotation, molecular function: transition metal ion binding; calcium ion binding. Lineage: Eukaryota; Metazoa; Chordata; Mammalia; Pholidota; Manidae. The coding region runs from base 260 to 541 and encodes 93 amino acids. The record is from RefSeq and is a predicted model, not a curated record. Gene Ontology annotation, cellular component: nucleus; cytoplasm. The transcript has 3 exons.
AGGCCACGCUGGAUGGAGGCAGGGAGAAAGUCCUGACCCUUUACCUGCUCCACCAUCCGCCACCAGGUCUUCUUUGGGGAAGGUCAUCUUGCCAUCCCUGUGACCCCAGAUCCCUUUGGCAACGCCUCCUAGGCAGGACAGUGUACAGUCUCCUUCGGGACUGGUCAGUCUUGCGGCUCUGGCGGGUGCAAGCGUGCCUUGGGUCUCAUUAUAACCGGUCCUCACACAUCUGGGCCCAGCUGCUGAGCUGCACCCCAGGAUGGAGACACCUCUUGAGAAGGCUCUGACCACCAUGGUCACUACUUUCCACAAAUAUUCGGGGCGAGAGGGCAGCAAACUGACGCUGAGUAGGAAGGAGCUAAAGGAGCUCAUCAAGGAGGAGCUGUGUCUUGGUGAGAAGAUGAAGGAGAGCAGCAUCGAUGACCUGAUGAAGAAGCUGGACAAAAACAGCGACAAGGAGAUCGACUUCAAGGAGUACUCGGUGUUCCUGACCACGCUGUGCAUGGCCUACAACGACUUCUUCCUGGAGGACCACGAAUGAUGGGCGCUCAGCGCCUGCCCGGGCUGCUGCUGCUCGUCUCAGAGCCCCUCUGUGGCCCCUCGCCCUCCUCUUCUUCCCAGGUGGACCCUGCUUCAGCCUUUCCUUCCAGCAGAGGAAGUAAAGAUGUUCCAUUCCAUGUG